AUGACGUCUAUGCAACUCGCCGCCGCUGCCAAGAAGGUUGCUGUGAGCAACCGACCGGCACUCCUCUACAAGAAUAUCAUCAAAGAAGUGCCUCGAGUCAUGAUGAUUUACGAUAUCAUGGACAAGCCAGUUGCAGAUGUCCGAAAGGCGAUUCGCAAUCACUUUUACAAGAAUGCUACCCUCAAGGAUGAACGGGUCAUCAAUAUGCUCUUGGAAACGGGAUAUUACCAUCUCGAGGACACGCUGCUGCAGCACAAACAGAAAAAUCAUCUCUUGAAUUUAUUGGAUGGAUUCGAUGGAAAUGAUAUAGAAGUCAAGAACAUAUCCAGGGAUUCCACGGUCGAUGAAGUCUUUUAUCGGGCAUUCUGA
Molecule: messenger RNA, 369 nt
Organism: Seminavis robusta
Lineage: Eukaryota; Bacillariophyta; Bacillariophyceae; Naviculales; Naviculaceae
Source: the annotation of a GenBank genome assembly